UAUCACUUUGUUUGAAAAAGAACGAUGAUCACACUCUUUGUUGCUCUUUGUCUCUUAACAUCAGUGAAACCUUCUAACAUCUAGAAGAGUCAAGUUAAAAAAACUAAAGAGUGGAGAAGAUGUUAAUAUAAAAUGUGGUGUGUCCAGUGACAAAGAUUACAUUGGUUGGUUCCAGCUCUGAGUUUUGGAUGAAAAAUUGUGAUGAAAAAUUGUUCAAUCUCGACAUUACAAAUGUGAAAGAAGAGGAUACAGGAACAUACUUCUGUGUAGAAAUGCUGGGCACUUCACCAGACUUUACAUCUGGAACCCUUUUGGUUGUUGAAGAUGAGGAGACAAAACAAAUUCCUCCAGCUGUAAAGGUGUUGGAGAACGGAGAGUCGCUCACACUCCAGUGUUCAGUACAAGCCAUUACUUCAAGCUGUGAAGAACCGAGCGUGUACUGGUUCAGACACGGCUCAGGAGAAUCUGAUCCAGGAAUCAUUUACACUCAUGGAAACACCAGUGAUGAGUGUAAGAAGAGCUCUGAGGCUGGUUCUCCUCCACAGAGCUGUGUCUACACUCUCCCCAAGAGGAAGCUCACAACCUCUGGUAAAGAAAUGCUCUACUGUGCUGUGGCUGAGUGUGGACAAAUCCUCUUCGGGAAUGGAAAUAAAGCUGCAGAUACAAUAAAUAUGCAGUGGAUUGUUGUCUUAACAAUCUCCAAUGUAAUAUGUGUUAUCGUGAUCAUUGCUCUGCUCAGACAUUUACUUAAACUACAAAAAGGUUUGUUUACUUUUAUUAUGAUUUUAAAAUCAUAAAAAUCAGUAUCACAAACAAU
Molecule: messenger RNA, 817 nt
Organism: Tachysurus fulvidraco (yellow catfish)
Lineage: Eukaryota; Metazoa; Chordata; Actinopteri; Siluriformes; Bagridae
Exons: 4
Coding region: 189-797 (202 amino acids)
Biological process (GO): response to bacterium
Source: RefSeq, a predicted model, not a curated record